ACGGAUUUUUUCGGCUCCGGAACGCUUCGCUACAAUUCGCUAAAUUAUUAAAACGCCUCGCGCUUUGACCAAGUUAUAAAAGAAGUUAUCUAAAGUACUUAAAGAACCGUUCCGAUUAAGCGGCGGAAAACGUAACACCAACAUUGGCCAAAAUGAAAAUUGUACCAGUUUCUGUUCUGUUAAGUGUAUUCCACAUUUCAUCCCUCAACGCAGGAAAGCUCUACUAUCCAAAUCCGCCUACUAUAGAUGAUGUUCCAGUUCAACCGCAAUAUAUACCACCCUCGGAUAUCUACAUAACAUCCGAAGCAACAAUUUAUCCACAGCCGGAAAAUUUGCAAUGGAUACCGGUUGAGAAUAUUCCGCCGAGUUUUAGUGAUGAGAGUGCGUACUAUUACUAUCCGAACCAUAAGCAUAUCGGAUCUACAAUACCAUGUCCCAACAAAGGACAUACCACCAAAAAGCCAUAUAUAGCUCCAAAAGUUACAACAACUACCACUACCACCACAACGCCGCGUCCGAUUCAUCAUAAAGUCCAUACCAAAGGAUCUGCUGUGGGAAUAAAAACGUCUUUUAAUGAACUCGAACUUAAGUUAAACCAACUGAAGCUCGCAUUAUCCAAGUUUGCUAGGGCAGAGGGCUUGGAAUACGAUGUCGAGGAUGGCGCUAGAACACUUCCUGUCUCUUCAGAGACAAACGAAGAUUCGAAGGUGGAAGGAAAGGGAGAAGUUGUUGAGGAGCAACCAAAGCAAGAAAUGGAAGAGCAAUCAAAGUCAGAAAUGCAGAUUACGCAAGAUGUAGGGCAGGACGAAGCAAUUGUACAAGAAGCAGAUAUGACCAGAUCAGACCUCGAGGAUUCAAAAGCGAAAAGUUUACUGGAAGUAGUUACAGAACAAACGAUAGAGAACACAUCAACACACCAAGAGGCGAAUGCAGAUCAGAAAACGAAUGUAGAUCUGGAGGAAACGGAAAUUAAUUUGUCAUCUAAACAACAGGAAGAAGUUACUCCCAACAACGUUGUUCCGUGGUUCGAGGGAUUAAAUCAAGAUCCACUGCGUGAUCUUCCUUUGGACGAUGGACAUCAGGACGAAGUAAUUGCAGCGAAUGAACAUCGUGAAGAAGUUAGGCCAGGGCACGUUGUUCCGUGGUUCAACGGUUUGAAUCAAAAUCCACUUCGUGAUCGUCCUUUGGGCCACCGACUUCAUGGAGCGAAUGUAAAUCUUCCGGAAAUGGGAAUCCAUUCGCUGCCUUCACAACUGGAAGAAGUAAGCCCUGAGAACGUUUCAUCCUGGUUCAACGGAUUGGAUCAAGAUUUACUUCGUUAUCUUCCUUCGAACGAUGGAUAUUUUCAAAAUGGAUACCAAGUAUUAACUAGCUGAUAAUUUAAGUAGUCUUAUUUGUAAAGAAACCGAAUAGCUCUUUAAGCGUUUGACGAGUCCGCGAUACGCGAAUGUGUAAUUGAUUGUAGUAUUUCCUUAGACUACCUCCGAUGAGAGAAUAAAAUAAAAACAUGGAAACAUUUGUUUUUACAACAAUCAUAGAA
Anopheles aquasalis is the source of this 1540-nucleotide messenger RNA. RefSeq lists its product as uncharacterized. Lineage: Eukaryota; Metazoa; Arthropoda; Insecta; Diptera; Culicidae. The record is from RefSeq and is a predicted model, not a curated record.